Molecule: messenger RNA, 2336 nt
Organism: Cavia porcellus (domestic guinea pig)
Lineage: Eukaryota; Metazoa; Chordata; Mammalia; Rodentia; Caviidae
Gene: Entpd3
Product: ectonucleoside triphosphate diphosphohydrolase 3
Exons: 11
Coding region: 184-1776 (530 amino acids)
Cellular component (GO): plasma membrane
Molecular function (GO): hydrolase activity
Source: RefSeq, a predicted model, not a curated record
GCCCCGCCUCCUCCUCGCCCCGCCCGGUGCUCCAGGCCUGCGACACCUUCCGCGAGCCGGCUGCGCGCAGGUGAGAUCGGCACCGCGCCGCGCUGAGGGUUAAGGACUGGGAUCCCGGAGAGGUGCUAAUCCAGAGCGCGCCGCGUCGCUAUCUCUGUCGCCGUCGCCUCGCCCGCUGCCGGGAUGCUCGCCGCGGGGACCCGCCGGCCGCACGCGCACGCAGGCCUCCAGACCCUCUCCCGAACCCCAGCCAUCGUGGUCAGCUUGGCAGUCCUGCUGCUGAGCGUCAUGGUGCUCACCACGCUCACUCUCGUCCAGACCCGCCACUCCCAGGUCAUCCCUCCAGGGCUGAAGUAUGGGAUCGUGCUGGACGCGGGGUCAUCCCGGACCACAGUCUACGUGUACCAGUGGCCAGCGGAGAAGGAGAACAACACGGGAGUGGUCAGCCAGACCUUCAAGUGCAGUGUGAGAGGCCCCGGGAUCUCCAGCUAUGGGGACAACCCGCAGGACGCCCCCACAGCCUUCGAGGACUGCAUGCAAAGAGUCCAGCAGCAGGUCCCAGUCUCCCUGCACCGGUCCACGCGAGUCUACCUCGGGGCCACAGCGGGGAUGCGCCUGCUCAGGCUGCAGAAUGAAACGGCAGCUGAGGAAAUCCUCGCCAGCAUCCAGAGCUACUUCAGGUCCCAGCCCUUUGAUUUCAGGGGCGCUCAGAUCAUUUCGGGGCAAGAGGAAGGGGUGUACGGAUGGAUCACGGCCAACUACAUUCAGGGCAACUUCCUGGAGAAGGACCUGUGGCACACGUGGGUCCACCCGCACGGCGCAGGAACCACUGGCGCCCUCGACCUGGGCGGAGCCUCCACGCAGAUCGCCUUCGCUGUCGGGGACACGGGGAUGCAGAAUGCCAGUGACGUCGUGCAGGUGGCACUGUACGGCUACACAUAUGUGCUCUACACGCACAGCUUCCAGUGCUACGGCCGCAACGAGGCCGAGAAGAGGUUCCUAGCGCUACUCCUGCAGAAUUCCUCCGCUGCCACCCAGGUCACCAACCCCUGCUACCCUCGGGGUUACCGUGUCACCAUCCCCAUGGGCCAGGUGUUCGACAGCCUGUGCACUGUCCAGCAGAAGCCAGCCAGCUAUGAUCCCCUCCAUAGUGUCAUUUUUAAAGGAACGGGGGACCCCGGGCUGUGUCGGGAGACCAUGGCCUCCAUAUUUGACUUCAGUGCCUGUCGUGGCCAGGAAGACUGCUCCUUCGAUGGGGUCUACCAGCCAAAGGUCCAAGGGCCAUUCGUGGCCUUUGCCGGCUUCUACUACACGGCCAGUGCACUCAACCUCUCAGGGAGCUUCCCCCUGGCUACCUUCAAUGCCAGCACCUGGCACUUCUGCUCGCACACCUGGGCUGAGCUCCCUAUCCUGCUCCCCAAGUUCGAUGAGGUGUACGCACGGUCCUACUGCUUCUCCGCAAACUACAUCUACCACCUGCUGGUGCACGGAUACAAGUUCACCCACGAGACUUGGCCCCAAAUCCAGUUUGAAAAAGAAGUGGGCAACAGCAGCAUAGGCUGGUCACUUGGCUACAUGCUCAGCCUCACCAACCAGAUCCCAGCCGUCAGCGCUCUGGUCCGCCUGUCCAUCCCGCCACCUGCCUUCAUGGGCCUCCUCGCCUUCUUCACGGCCAGUACCUUGCUGAGCCUGGCCUUCCUGGCAUUCCUGUGCUCUGCAGCCAGGACAGAGAAGCGCUCUGAGCACGCCCUCGAGCAUGCUGUGGAUGCCGACUGAGAUGGGGCUGGGCUACACAGGGACACCCACCCCUCGGGACACAGCUGUCUUUUGGGAGCACAGCUGUCAGGCAUUGCCUUCCUCAGGUUCACCCUAGAGCCCUGCACCACCCAGCACCACUCCUCCGGAGAGCCCUGCCAGCCUGGAGGCAUAGCGACACCCCGUGCAGGGCAGGCACUUCGCCCAUGUUCCCACAGAAAGGGGGUAUUGGAGACGCAGCAGCUUUUGUGGGGGACCCAAGGCCAAGUUUCCAUUCCCUCCUCCGUAUCUCUUCUGGCAGUACAGAGGCCUGCAGUUACACAGUGACUGUCCUGACCCAGACUCCCCGUGAGCAGCUCUGAGCUGGGGACCACAGCAAGGGGUGGUCGCAGGGGCUGGGCCCUUUGUCCUCCAGGACCCAAGGCAGAGACUGCUGUGUCCCAAAGCUGUCUUCGCUGGCUGAGACUCACUCUCACUGCACUCACCCGGGGACCCGAGGAGGGCCUUAUAGGGCAGGAGCUGCCGUGUGUCAGGCUGCGGGCUGGUAGCUGCCCCGUGAAUAAAGAGCCCUUUCUGCCUUG